GUCUGAGGCAGAUGUAACAGUGUACUCUGAUGUUAAGUUCAGAAGAACGAAGAGAAACACCAGUGAGAAAGUUUCCUCAUCGACUGACAGCACUUAAUCUGAAGUCAGCAUCUGGAAUCUGACACAAUGAGCCGUCCACAGGGCUACAUAGAAGGUGAUGCUCCAGCCUCCCAACAUCGCUCAGGGUCAAAUGGAGGGUCAAAGGUCAGAUCAGAGAGAGUGGCCCUGCUGGUUGUCAGCGCUCUCCUGGCAGCUGCUGUCAUUGUUAUUUGCCGUCUCUCUCUUGAUAACAUGUACACCAAGCAAAGUUUCCAGACUCUGAGAGAAGAGCAUGAAGCUGUGAAAAGAAAUCUCACAGAUGACUCGUGUACAAAAUGUGAAUAUGGCUGGGAGCAAGAUGGAAGACAGUGUUAUUAUUUCUCCAUCAAUCGUUCAACCUGGAGUGAGAGCAGAGAUGAAUGCCGACAGAAAGGAGGAGAUCUGGUUCAGAUAGACAGCAGAGAGGAGCAGACAUUCCUGGAGCUGAAACUGAGAGAAAAAAUGAACUUUGAUGAGGACAAGUUCUGGAUCGGACUGACAGACUCAGAGAAAGAGGGCACAUGGUUGUGGGUAGACGGCUCACCACUGAACGAGAGUUUGACAUUUUGGAACGGCAGUGAGCCAGAUAACUGGACAGAGAGAGAUCCUGAUGGAGAGGACUGUGUGAGGAUGGGAGAGAAGCCAGGAGCUCCUGAUCUGAACUGUUGGUUUGAUGAACCCUGCAAAGUGCCUCACAGAAGUAUUUGUGAGAAACCAGCAGAAACUGGACAUUUUACUCUUCAGUGUGUCGGAAAUGUAGUUUAAAUGAAGUCUCAGCCUGUUAAACAAUCUCAGUGCAGGAUACAGAAUUUGGAGCAGUUUCAUUUUUAUAUAUGUAAUGUUAAAAUUAAUGAAUAAAUAAGGAAAAUAUUAAAAUACAGUUUGUUUAAUGUGCCCAACAAUACUAUCAUAUAUUAUAUCAUCAGACUGUAGUUACUCAAAUAUGAAAUUUCAUAAAGUCUCUGUAUCUUUUGUAAAACAACUAUUAACUAAAGCUGUAAAACAUUUAUUUACAACAAGAUUUAUCUCCAAUCCAACAUCUACGGUUAAUAAAUACAUUAAAAACUGUUUUUUUUUAGUAGAAGGAGGAACAAUAAAAUGUUUGAAUAAAUUAGUGUUUAUUGAAAUUAAACAGCAAUUUAUUUUUGUCAAUUAUGUUUUUGUUUCCAUUGUAGGUUACUAUGAUCUAUAUUUAUCUUCUGUUCUUUAUAGUUUUCUUGUUUUACUGACACAGUGUGAUUUUAAAUUGUUUGUUUUGGAUCCAAAUACAGAAUAAAGUAUUUAGAUUGUUUGAUCAUUCAUAAAAUGCUAGCCUCAUCAUUUGUCAGCAUGCUCACCAUGAGGUUUGCUGAGUCAUUCAAAGUGACAACACAGCUGUGAUAGUUCUCAUUACACUUGUGUUACCCCAAAAAUGUGCACUAAUGAACAUGAAAUGAAAGUCCAACUGUGUUGUGUUCACAAACAGAGGAAUUGGACAUGGAUGUUUCUGCUGUCCACUGUUACUGUCGGUAGCUACGCCUCCUGACCAGUAGGUGUCUCUGUGGGACUGUGUACAGAGUGGAAGAGGACUGCAGAAUGAGGGACAGAGAAGUAGAGAGGAACAGGUGGAGAAGUACAGCGGCUGCAGGUGAAACGUGGAUGCUAUCAGUGUUAGCAGUUGCUAAAUAAAGCCCUCAAAUGUU
Molecule: messenger RNA, 1760 nt
Organism: Dicentrarchus labrax (European seabass)
Lineage: Eukaryota; Metazoa; Chordata; Actinopteri; Moronidae
Product: CD209 antigen-like protein E
Exons: 7
Coding region: 127-843 (238 amino acids)
Molecular function (GO): signaling receptor activity
Source: RefSeq, a predicted model, not a curated record